CCAGCAGCAUCUGCAGCAGUGAACCUGACCAGGAGCAAAGAUGGCGGCCCCUGCUCUCUCCGCUCGGUCCGGCUCGGCAGGCAGCCUCGGGAACAGCCUGGGGAACAGCCUGGGGAACAGCCCCACCUCGGCCGGAGGGAGGCUGCCGCCCGGGUCCGGCUCUGGUUCCGGUCCCGGACCCGGCCUCGGGCCCGAGCUCGACUUCAGGUCCGCGGCUCGGACCGAAGACCUGAACCGGCUCAUCGGGGAGUUCAGCAAGCACGAGCAGCGGGAGUAUGACGACCAGAGAGCCUUGGAGAUCCACACGGCCAAGGACUUCAUCUUCUCCAUGCUGGGAAUGGUCCAGAAGUUGGACCAGAAGCUCCCGGUGGCCAACGAGUACCUGCUCCUGUCGGGGGGGGUGCGGGAGGGCGUGGUGGACAUGGACCUGGACGAGCUGAGCGUCUACGCCCGGGGGACGGACUACGACAUGGACUUCACUCUGCUGGUCCCGGCGCUGAAGCUGCACGACCGCAACCAGCCGGUGACCCUGGACAUGAGGCACUCGGCGCUCGGCCACUCGUGGCUCAGUCUCCGCCUCUUCGACGAAGGAACCAUCAGCCGGUGGAAGGACUGCUGCACCGUGGUGGACCACGCCAACGGGACCGCCAACUACUUCUUCUCCCCCACUCUGGUGGCGGACUGGUUCUACCGGUCCAUCUCCCUGGUGCUGCUGGAGGUGCAGAAGAAGCCGCAGAGAGGGAUGCCCCGGGUGGAGAAGGUGGAGCGCCACGGCACCGUCAUCUCCGUGGUGCUGGGCGUGGCCAGCAGCCGCAUGCUGUACGACAUCGUGCCCGUGGUGUCCUUCAAAGGCUGGCCGGCCGUGGCCCAGAGCUGGCUGAUGGAGAACCACUUCUGGGACGGGAAGAUCACGGAGGAGGAGGUGAUCAGCGGCUUCUACCUGGUGCCCGCCUGCUCCUUCAAGGGCCGCAAGGAGAACGAGUGGCGCCUGUCGUUCGCCCGCAGCGAGGUGCAGCUGAAGAAGUGCAUCUCCUCCGGCCUGAUGCAGGCGUACCAGGCCUGCAAGGCCCUCGUCUCCAAGCUGCUGACCCGGCCCCGGGCCGUCAGCCCCUACCACCUGCGCAGCAUCAUGCUGUGGGCGUGCGACCGCCUGCCCGCCCACUACCUGUCCCAGGACGACUUCUCCGCCCACUUCCUGCUGGGCCUGAUGGACGACCUGCAGCACUGCCUGGUCAACAAGGCGUGUCCCAACUACUUCAUCCCUCAGUGCAACAUGCUGGAGACGCUGUCGGACGAGGCCGCCAUGCUGCACGCACGCAAGCUGUCGUCCGUGCGCUCCGACCCGGCCGAGCACCUGCGCUCCACCAUCGAGCACGCCAAGGCCGCCAACAGGCUGACCGUGGAACUGCAGUGGCGCGGCGGCUCCAACAACCUGCCGUCGCCGCAGUCGGACGCGGGGGGGGAGAGCCAGCCCGACGACCGUCUGGCCAAGAAGCUGCAGCAGCUGGUCACCGAGAACCCUGGGAAAUCCAUCUCGGUCUUCAUCAACCCCGACGACGUCACACGGCCGCACUUCCGCAUCGACGACAAGUUCUUCUGA
Molecule: messenger RNA, 1600 nt
Organism: Limanda limanda (common dab)
Lineage: Eukaryota; Metazoa; Chordata; Actinopteri; Pleuronectiformes; Pleuronectidae
Product: nucleotidyltransferase MB21D2
Exons: 2
Coding region: 41-1600 (519 amino acids)
Source: RefSeq, a predicted model, not a curated record